GAGGCCUGGCAAUGUCUGCCCGUCCGUACCUCAAACUCUCGGACAUGUCACCUGUCAGGUCCCUCUCAGCUGUGUAUCUUUGCAUUAAGAAGAAACUGUCAGGUCCCUCUCCGCAGAGCCUUCACAGGUUCAGGGGAUAGACAUGGCUGCCGCCAUUGCCGCCUUCUCCCUCCUGCUGUUCCUCUCCGUCCAGGGCGCGUCUCCCGUUCUUGGCUUCACGAGGAGCGACUUCCCCGAAGAUUUCGUCUUCGGAUCCGCUACCUCUGCCUAUCAGUACGAGGGUGCCGUUGCAGAGGAUGGCAGGAGCCCGAGCAUCUGGGACACCUUCACUCACGCAGGGAGAAUGAGGGACAAGAGCAAUGGGGAUGUAGCCGCCGACGGGUACCACAAGUACAAGGAUGACGUCAAGCUUGUAGCUGACACUAACCUGGAGGCUUAUAGAUUCUCCAUCUCCUGGUCCAGGCUUAUACCAAAAGGAAGGGGAGAUGUCAAUCCACAAGGGUUAGAGUACUACAACAAUCUUAUAGAUGAGCUAGUGAGACAUGGUGUCCAAGUACAUGUUAUGAUGUGCCAUUUGGAUCUCCCUCAGGUUCUCGAAGAUGAGUAUAGUGGAUGGUUAAGCCCUAGAAUUGUGGAAGAUUUCACAGCAUAUGCAGAUGUGUGCUUCAGGGAGUUUGGCGACAGGGUUUCAUACUGGACUACUCUGGAUGAAGCCAAUGUCGCUACAGUUGCAUCAUACGAUAAUGGACAAUUUGCACCUGGGCGAUGUUCUGAUCCAUUCGGAGUAACAAAAUGUACGGUGGGGAACUCAAGUGUGGAACCAUAUAUAGCACAGCAUAACACGUUAUUGGCACAUGCAUCAGCUGCCAGGCUGUAUAGAGGAAAAUAUCAAGCAAUGCAAAAAGGAGUUAUUGGCAUAAAUAUAUUCACAAUGUGGUCAUACCCAUUAACAAACUCCACUGCUGAUUUAAAAGCAUCUCAGAGAUUUCGGGAUUUCUACUUCGGCUGGGUACUAGAGCCAUUGGUGUUUGGAGAUUACCCGCAGGCAAUGAAGAAGAAUGUUGGUUCUCGUCUGCCACCGUUCACAAAAAUCCAAUCUGAAGCCAUCAGGGAUACUCUAGAUUUCAUUGGAAUAAACUACUAUUAUUCUUUGUAUGUCAACGACCACCCUUUAGAAAAAGGCAUUCACGACUUCGCACUUGACAUCUCUGUUGAGUGUAGAGGUUCAAGAAUUGAUCCGCCAAUUGGUCAGGGCCGCCCAACAUCUAUUCCGGCUGAUCCCGAAGGAUUGCAACUUUUGGUGGAGUAUCUGAAUGAAGCCUAUGGGAACCUUCCCAUUUAUAUCCAAGAGACAGGUUAUGAAACCAAAAAUGGCAGCCUCCAUGAUACCGACAGGGUUGGUUACAUGAAGAACCACAUAAGGAGCACAUUGACUGCACUAAGGAACGGAGCCAAUGUCAAAGGCUACUUCGCGUGGUCCUUCACGGACAUGUUCGAGUUCGGGUCAGGAUUCAGGUCGCAAUACGGCCUGUACCGCGUCGACUUCGAGGACGAGGCGCUUCCAAGGCAAGCCAGGCUCUCUGCUCGCUGGUACUCCGAGUUCCUCAAGAACAAGGAGAUCCAGAUCAGUGAAGAGAACGAGCUCGACGGUGCAGGAUCACACGCUCAGCAAUGAGUCAUGUGUAGUUCGAUGCAGUGUUAAGUACAAAACAAAACUGGCAGAAGAAUUUCCAUAUUUGUAUUAAUAAAGAAGAGGUUUACAGAGGCCUACGGCGAAAAUGGAAAAAAUGUACAACAAACGGGAAACGGCAGAAGUGCUUGGCCCCUACCAAAGUCCAAGUAGAAAGAGAUCUUGCUCCUGUAAUUUAAUCAUUGCUCAAUGCAUCCACACUCCUUGUAAAGAUAUAUAAUAAAAAAGGUCAUCCUUCUAAUGUCGCCGGACACAAUUAUUUAAA
Molecule: messenger RNA, 1955 nt
Organism: Setaria italica (foxtail millet)
Lineage: Eukaryota; Viridiplantae; Streptophyta; Magnoliopsida; Poales; Poaceae
Product: beta-glucosidase 5
Exons: 13
Coding region: 143-1675 (510 amino acids)
Biological process (GO): carbohydrate metabolic process
Molecular function (GO): beta-glucosidase activity
Source: RefSeq, a predicted model, not a curated record